Molecule: messenger RNA, 354 nt
Organism: Etheostoma cragini (Arkansas darter)
Lineage: Eukaryota; Metazoa; Chordata; Actinopteri; Perciformes; Percidae
Gene: dgkzb
Product: diacylglycerol kinase, zeta b
Exons: 4
Coding region: 1-354 (117 amino acids)
Biological process (GO): regulation of synaptic transmission, glutamatergic; intracellular signal transduction; lipid phosphorylation
Cellular component (GO): nucleus
Molecular function (GO): ATP-dependent diacylglycerol kinase activity
Source: RefSeq, a predicted model, not a curated record
AUGGUGCAUCGAGCGCUCCACCUACGUAAACACCUUCCCGUAACCAACGCCGGCGUCACCACGGCGACCGGCGUCACCACGGCGACCGGCACGUCUCUGAAGUCGAGUAAGAAGAAGAAACGGACGUCGCUGAUAUGCAACAAGUCGAGCAAGAAGGGAUCAGAGGUCCAAGAUGGCCGCUGGAAGCCCUUCCUGGUGAAGCCCCUCCCCUCUCAGCUCAUGAAGCCGCUGCUGGUGUUCGUGAACCCGAAGAGCGGAGGAAACCAGGGAGCCAAGAUCAUCCAGUCCUUCAUGUGGUACCUUAACCCUCGGCAGGUUUUUGACCUGACGAAAGGUGGACCCAAAGAGGGGUAA